This is a messenger RNA of Paramecium primaurelia, 1372 nucleotides long. Lineage: Eukaryota; Ciliophora; Oligohymenophorea; Peniculida; Parameciidae. The record is from the annotation of a GenBank genome assembly.
AUGUAGAAUAACUGUGAACAAGCAGAAUUUUUAAAUGGAGGAAAUGUGACUCACUAAUAAGAUACUAGAAUUUAGGAUUAAGAUUAAUUACCUUAAGAAACUGAGAAAACAUUAUAACAAUUAGAUCUAGAAUUGGAUGUUGAUGAAGAGUACAAGGAAGCAUUUGAAAUAGCAAGGAGAUUAUUGAAAUUUUAUAAAAGUGAAAAUGCAAUUAGAAAUGGAUAGUAUUUUGCUGGAGCAGGUAUUUUAUAUAUACUAUUGUGCAAAGCAUUAUAUUUUGGGUUCAGAUGUAAAAAUGCCCCUUAUCUACUAAUAGAGAUUUCAGAACUUAUAAAAAAGGACUCUGCCAUUAAAGUAGCCAAAUGUUAUUUAAAACUAUUAAAAUUUGUAAAAGUAGAUGCCAAUAUUCCUUAAAUUGCAUAAUUAGCAAAAAGUCUGUAAUAUUUAGAUCCCUCUAUUUAUAUACCUAAGUUUGUGAGACUAUUAGAAAUAAAGUAAUCCAAUUAAAUUAAUUCUUAGCCGAGAUAAAAAUUAAGCAAUUGUUAAUACAGCAAUGAAAUUAAUUAAAAGAAUGAUGCUAGAUUGGAUGGUUUAUGGAAGAAAACCAUCAUCACUUUGUGGAGCUGCAUUAAUUAUAUCAUCUAGAUACCAUGAAGAAAAUAUGUCUACUUCUUAAGUUUGUAAAACUAUUCAGGUUUGUGAUGAAACAAUUAGAAAAAGAGUAGCUGAUACUAAUUAAACAGGAAUAUCAUAGUUGACAAAAAAACAAUUUGAAAAAAGUGAAAAUAUUGAAACUGGAAUUCCUAGACUUGUAAGUGAUCCGCCUUCAUAAAGAAAAAUUAAAUAAUAAGAAGAAGAGAUGAGAAAAGGAUUGAUAGAAGAAGAAAUUAAAUAAUUAGAAGAAAGUACUUUAAAAAAAGCUUUAGAAAUGAUAGAAUUAUUAAAGGUCUAGCCUGAAGUGUUUAAACAAGAAAAUAAUUUAAAAUAAGAAUAUCCUAUUUCAAUUUAAGAUGUUAUAAAAGAAUAGAAAGAUAAUGAAAUCUUAUCAUCUUUAAGUGAAUCAGAUGAAUAAUUCUACAUCUUAAAUGAAUAAGAAAAAGCAAGUAGAUAAUCAGAUUGGUAAGAGAUGUUUAAAGAGUACAUUUAUGAUAUUGAAAUUAAAAAUCAAAAGAAACAAGCAUAAUAAUUAAAAAACUUUUAAAGUGGAAAUAAGUAAUAAAAGUAAAAAACAAAAAGAUAAGUCAAAGCAGAAAAAUCUUUUCCAACACCUGAAAAAUCUGUUGCUAAAAAUUAUGAAAAUGAUGGUAAAAAUCCAUAGGCUGUAAAUAAUCUAAUCUCAAAAGAAGAAGCAUUUUUUGCAUAACUUGGUUGA